GCAAACGGGGGCGUGUGAAGAUGGCGGCGUUCAUGAUGAGAGUUGUUCCAGGUCCUUUCGCUUCUGGUCGGGUUCAUCGACCCGCUCUGCGCUCCGCUGCUGCAGCAAUACUCAGAUCCGUCAGUGUGUCUGCCACACAGUCAUUCUCAUUCCCAGAGAGGGUCAAGAUUGUAGAGGUUGGACCUCGAGAUGGACUUCAGAAUGAGAAGACCAUCGUUCCCACUGAGGUGAAGAUCCGUCUGAUUGAUAUGCUUUCAGAAGCCGGACUUCCGGUCAUUGAGGCCACAAGUUUUGUUUCGCCUAAAUGGGUCCCUCAGAUGGCUGAUCAAGAGGAAGUGAUGCGUGGCCUCCAGAAGAAACCUGGUGUGAAUUAUCCCGUCCUGACUCCUAAUCUGAAGGGAUUCCAGGCUGCUAUGAAGGCAGGUGCAAAAGAGGUGGCAAUAUUUGGUGCUGCAUCAGAACUCUUCAGUAAGAAGAACAUAAACUGUUCAGUAGAUGAGAGUCUUGUGCGCUUUGAGGAGGUGAUGAGAGCAGCCAAACAAGAGGGAGUUCCUGUGAGAGGUUAUGUGUCUUGUGUGCUGGGUUGUCCAUACGAAGGGAAGGUAUCACCAAACAAAGUGGCGGAGGUUGCCAAGAGACUGUAUUCCAUGGGCUGCUAUGAGAUUUCACUUGGCGACACUAUCGGAGUGGGCACUCCGGGUGGCAUGACGGAGAUGUUGAAUGCUGUGAAGAAAGAGGUUCCCGUGGAGGUUUUAGCAGUGCACUGUCAUGACACUUACGGACAAGCACUGGCUAACAUACUUGUAGCAUUACAGAAUGGAGUUAGUGUCGUGGACUCAUCUGUCGCAGGGCUGGGCGGCUGCCCGUAUGCCCAAGGGGCUUCUGGGAAUGUUGCAACUGAAGAUGUGGUCUAUAUGCUGCACGGACUGGGAAUUCACACUGGAGUGGACCUUUCCAAACUCUUGGAUGCUGGCUCAUAUAUCUGUCAUUCCCUCAACAGAAGGACAAAUUCAAAAGUAGCUCAAGCCUCGUGCAAGCUCUGAAGUCUUUUUUCUCUUUAUACCGAUUCCAGUCCCUGGUACGAUUACUCUUUUGGAGGUCACACUACGUUACCCCUUAGUAUGCAGUAAAAUCUCUUCAUUUAUAGAAUCUUUGAAAUAAAUACCUCUAAACACAGUAGAGCUGGACAUUGGGCAUGAGAGCAUCCGUUCUCUACUGUGAAGGAGUCUAGUGGUAAAAAAGGUGCUUGUGAUCUCACAUCACCCAAUAUUCACAACCAGUCAUACCCAAAAUAUUCUCUUGUGCCUUGAUUAAUGACAGUGUAUAACUACACUGUAUAUGUAUAUUUAUUAUAAGUUAAUUAAGUAUUUUACAUAAUGCUGAAGCAAGAUCAUUUGAUGCCUAAAGGCAAUACAUGCCAGAAGGGGACGUAAUUUAACUAUUUGACUACAGAAUAUUUAUAUCUUGCUAGUUUGACUGCAUCACAUUUCUAUCUUGAUUAGCCUCAUUAAAAACGUGAUUGAGAUGUCAAAAAUAGUUUCAUAUCUGACAUCCCCAUUCUUGCGUCCGUGGUUUGGCACAUUUUGAAGACGGAAAAUAUCUGUCAUUACCAGUCAAAUACACCCAUUGUAAUGAAAAGUCUCAGAACUUUGUAUACUGUAGAAAUCAGCGAUUGCGAUUACUGAUUAAGUUUGUUUCUCUACAGGAAAAAACAAGAAUAAUAAUUUCCUUGUUCCUAAUUUAUUGUUGAGACUUGUCUUGUGUGUGUAACAACUUAUUGUUUCUGUUUGAAUUGCUAACUGACAUUAUUGUAUGAUUUUUUUUUCUUCAUACGCUAUCUUUAGUGUGUAUAAUGUUUAAUAAUUAUUAUAUGUUUAUGGUAUUAUGUCUAUUUUAAUAAUUAAAGACAAGAUAAUGAGAAAUGUAAAUUUAUGCUUCUUUAUGCAACGUGCCAAUUUUUUUUCAUUUUUACUUUUACUGGUUAGGCUGGCAACUAAACUUUUCAUAACAGUAACAAACAUUAAACUGGGUAGUUCUGGCCAAGAAGAAAGAAGUUACACAAGUUACAUGAAGUACUUCUGUUAUCUUUGAAGGCUGAUUAACUGGAGCAACAAGUUUGAACAUUUACGCAUUAUGCUUGACAUCAUACACCCACCCCUCAGUUUUGGUGCAAAUUCGUGCAUGACUAAGAGAAAAAGUAACUGUUUGUAAACGGAAGCAUAUACAAACAAUUCAAAAGUUUGAGGUCGGUAAGGUUUCUGUAGCAUUUGUGAAAGAAGUCUCUCAUGCUCACCAAGGCCAUCGGUGUCUCAUGAUCCUUCAGAAAUCAUUUUUAUAUGCUGCUCAAGAAACAUUUAUCACAGUUGAAAACAGUUGUUUCAGUGUUGUUUUUUGCAAACAAUGUUACUUUUGUUCACAAUGUUGAAUAUAAGUUUGAGUAGAAAGCUCAAGCUUUUUGUAGCAAUACAAAAGUCUUCACUAUCAAUUUUGAUCAAUUUAAUGCGUCCUUGCUGAAUAAAAGUAUUAAAAAUC
Messenger RNA from Labeo rohita (rohu), 2532 nucleotides. It is a transcript of the gene hmgcl, whose product is annotated as 3-hydroxy-3-methylglutaryl-CoA lyase. The record is from RefSeq and is a predicted model, not a curated record. Lineage: Eukaryota; Metazoa; Chordata; Actinopteri; Cypriniformes; Cyprinidae. Gene Ontology annotation, molecular function: hydroxymethylglutaryl-CoA lyase activity. Gene Ontology annotation, biological process: ketone body biosynthetic process; L-leucine catabolic process. Bases 21 to 1043 code for a protein of 340 amino acids. The transcript is spliced from 8 exons.